AUGAUAAAGUUUAUUGCCUACCCAGGCGGUUUAAAACGACUAACCUCUCUUGCCUCGAGGGGAAAAGGAAUUCGUGCCUUUAGUUUCAGUGCUUCAAGAAAUCAACAAGUAGAAGUGUUUGUGGACGGAAAUCCGAUAAAGAUUGAACAAGGAAGCGCAGUUAUUCAAGCAUGUGAAAAAGCUGGUUAUACGAUACCUCGUUUUUGUUAUCAUGAGCGAUUAUCUGUUGCUGGCAAUUGUCGAAUGUGUCUUGUUGAGUUAGAGAAGUCACCAAAACCUAUUGCUUCAUGUGCAAUGCCUGUUAUGCCUGGGAUGAAAAUCAAAACCGAUACUCCACUUGUAAAAAAGGCUCGUGAAGGUGUUAUGGAAUUCCUCUUGGCAAAUCAUCCAUUAGACUGUCCAAUCUGCGAUCAAGGUGGUGAAUGUGAUUUACAAGAUCAAUCUGUAAGAUAUGGUAGUGACCGGGGUAGAUUUCAUGAAAUAAUUGGAAAACGUGCAGUAGAAGACAAAAAUUUUGGACCCUUGAUAAAGACAUCAAUGAAUAGGUGUAUUCAUUGUACCCGUUGCGUACGGUUUGCCAAUGAAGUCGCAGGUGUUCAAGAAUUAGGCUCAACUGGCAGAGGCAGUGAUAUGCAAAUAAGCACGUAUAUUGAACGUACAUUAGAUUCCGAAAUGUCAGGCAAUGUCAUUGAUUUAUGUCCUGUUGGUGCUUUGACUGCCAAACCCUAUGCAUUUUCAUAUCGUUCUUGGGAACUGAAACCUACCGAAACAAUUGAUGUCCUAGAUGCUAUCGGUAGCAACAUCAGAGUCGAUUCCCGUGGAGUCGAAGUCAUGCGUGUUCUUCCUAGAAUAAACGAUGAUGUAAAUGAAGAAUGGAUUUCCGAUAAAACAAGAUUUGCAUUUGAUGGACUUAGAAGACAGCGACUUACCACUCCAUUAGUUCGUCAAGGUGAUAAAUUCGUUCCUAUAUCAUGGGAAGAAGCAUUGACGCGUGUGGCAAAAAAAAUUCGCAAUGUUAAAGGAUCCGAGGCUAAAGCGAUUGCAGGACAACUUGUGGAUGUGGAAAGUUUGGUCGUUCUUAAAGAUUUAUUCAACAGUUUUGGUAGUGAUAACUUCGCUAUCGACAGUUCUAAUGGUUCAAAGAUACCUGCUCAUGGAAUUGAUUUUAGAUCUAAUUACUUAUUGAACAGCAAAAUUGCUGGUGUUGAGAAAGCCGAUGUGCUUUUAUUAGUCGGUACAAAUCCACGUCAUGAAGGUCCAAUUCUUAAUACUAGGAUCCUAAAAUGUUAUCUCAAUAAUACUUUAGAUGUUGGACUUAUAGGUCACCCUGCUAAUACAUCUUAUGAAUAUGAUCAUAUUGGUACAACAAGUAAAGCGCUUGACAGUGUAUUAAAUGAUGUGCAUCCAUUCGCUAAAAGGAUCUCGGAAGCCCAAAGGCCGAUGAUUAUAGUUGGUAGUGGUGUUUUAGACAAUCCUGACGAAGCAUACAUAUUCUCUACAAUAGCUAAAAUAGUAAACAAAUACAAACCAAAAUUUUUCCAAGAUGGGUGGAACGGAUAUAACGUACUUCAAAGGGCUGUAGGUCAUCCUGCUGCUUAUGAUAUUGGAUUUAUACCUUCACAUGCAUCAACCGAAACAACACCGAAAUUCAUCUACUUGUUAGGAGCUGAUGAGAUUAGGUCUCAAGAUAUUCCCAAAGAUGCAUUUGUAGUAUAUCAAGGACAUCAUGGUGAUGUAGGAGCUCAAUACGCCGAUAUAAUUCUCCCUGGGGCAGCUUAUACAGAAAAGAAUGCUACAUAUUUAAACACUGAAGGCCGUGUACAGCUCACUCGAGCUGCGGUGCCUCCACCGGCUGCUUCGCGUGAAGAUUGGAAGAUCAUCCGUGCUUUAUCAGAAGUUGCCGGACUCACCUUACCUUACGAUGACCUCCUUUCUAUCCGCGAUCGCAUGAAUGAUAUAGCACCACAUCUCACCCGCUAUGAUGUAAUUGAGGACGCUAGUAAUUCUCAAUUGGGUAUUGAGCAUCUCUCAAAAUUAGCAACAAAUUCGAAUGAUGCUAAAUUAAACCCUAUAAUUCAAGAUUUUUAUAUGACGGACAGCAUUUCUCGGGCAAGUCAAACAAUGGCCAAGUGUUCUACUGCCUUCACAAGAAAGAAGCAUGAGUCUCAAUUACAAGCAUAA
Molecule: messenger RNA, 2181 nt
Organism: Scutellospora calospora
Lineage: Eukaryota; Fungi; Glomeromycota; Glomeromycetes; Diversisporales; Gigasporaceae
Source: the annotation of a GenBank genome assembly